This is a messenger RNA of Gloeophyllum trabeum ATCC 11539, 1812 nucleotides long. RefSeq lists its product as uncharacterized. Lineage: Eukaryota; Fungi; Basidiomycota; Agaricomycetes; Gloeophyllales; Gloeophyllaceae. The coding region runs from base 6 to 1781 and encodes 591 amino acids. The record is from RefSeq and is a predicted model, not a curated record. The transcript is spliced from 3 exons.
CCCUCAUGGACGCUGGAUCGUACUCCUGGCAGAGGCGAACGAGCGCAGACGGGGAUUCCCUCUACACCCGGCCGCUGGGCUUGACGGAACUGGGAUUCUACUGGGACGCUCAGUUCAACGGCACUGCUGACAUCGUCACCUCAGACACGGUCAAGGUCGUCGGUCGGACAGCCAACGCAGAGGAUAUAUUCUCGCGCAAGAACGUUCACCGUGCAUGGACUGCCCUGAAGCGGCGGUACCCUCUCCUUGGUGCUCGAAUCGUCUCGGACGCGAGGAAAGAGCAGGUGGACUUUGAAGUCUCCCAACAAAUCUGGGAUAGCGAGAAACCCGGAUUCAGUGGUGUCGAAGACCCGACCUUUGUCACCAUCGGAUCCGCUGCAGAGGCGUACGAGUUCGGGAACGCGCUCAACAAUGGCCCAAGGCAACUCUCGGACGACCUCCUCGCCCGCCUGUACAUCCUCCGCCAGACGGACGAACCUGGGGUCUACCAUGUCUUCUUCCACCUCGCGCACCUGAUCAACGACGGCAUGUCCAACGCGGCGCUCCGGAGGAUCAUCCUGGAUCUCCUUGCUUCGGGAGACAUAGAGUCCAUCGAGGCGGGGUGGGAUCUGCGCUUGGAAGAGCGGCUGGACAUGGUCAGGGCAACUGACUCGUUGGACCCAAAUUGGCGCCUCAGCGCUCCUCGUAGAAGGUGGCGGAGAGUGAUUGGGAGGGUUAUGGCCGAACGAAGGCAGAAUGCAUUGAAAGGCGGCCACACACUUCCUCGCAAUGUCACCCCUUCAACGGCCGCCACACCGGCGAAAUCAUGCGAGACCCGCAUAUCCCUGCCCUACGAGCUCUCCUCCCGCAUCAUCUCGACCUGCCGCCAAAAUCGCAUCACAUUCGGGCACGCCCACCCCGUCCUCGGGCAGCUCGCGCUCUCCCGCGUGUUGCACCGGCUCCGUGGGCAGGGUAAAAUAUCCGACGCAGAGUGGGAGACGCGCAGGCGCCAGCCCAUGCACAACGGCGGCCCCGCAAACCUGCGCCCCUUCCUCGACCGGGAAUGGGUCGCGCGGGGCGGGGACUCGGAGGCCAUGAUCGCGAUCAGCUUCUACUGGAAUACGCUGCCAUUCAUGCCUUGCGCUGCGGAUGGAGAUGCCAACCCGUCUUUUGAUAAGCUUCUGAGCAGAGAGCGUUUUUUCUACCGCUGCCGGAUGAUGAAGGCGCAGUCGGACGGGUUCUUCAGGCACCCGCUGUUCUUGGAAAUCGCGAGUGCCCGGCUACCUGGCCGGAUCGAAAGAGCGAGAUCUGGAACACUACAGUGGAUGGCAAAGGAGGGGACCUUGACUAAGGAGCUCGAAGAAGUUCAUCGCAACGUUUUCCAGAUCCAAAAUGACGAGUCGAAACGUGACCGGGGCGUAUUCUCCGACGCCCUCACAAUCACGCAUGGAGGUUCGCCUAUAGGGAAUGUCGAUCAAAUCACUCCGUUAGAGUACCCUCUCCCACGAAUACACCCACUAUCGUCCCGCCAGAGAGUACCAAAGAUACAACCGGGCGCCCCAGCCACGGACGAAUCCGCCGUAAUCCUGAAGGUACUCGACGCACGCACUCUUCUACACUGUCGCCCCACUGAGCUGUAUCUGGGUGCCGCCACUUCACGCAAAAUACUACAUCUGAAUGUCUUCUGGGAUGGCAACGUCUAUGACACGGGAUUAGUUCAUGAAUGGCUGGACGAGGUAAAAAAUGCUGCCGUAUGGUAUCUGGGUGGCUCCCAGGCCGGAAAAGAGCUAGCCAAAUUGUAAUGGUGUAAUAGUUUGGAUAUAUAUGCAUUGC